GUCCGAUGGUUUCUCUAGAUAAGACUCUUAUUCCUCGUCUGGGAUCGUGUAGAGCUCUUUGAAGCUUCACUGAAACUGACAUUUGGACCUUCAACCCGUUGAACCCCAGUGAAGUCCACUAUAUGGAAACAUGUUUUCCUUCAUUUCUUUUCGACUGAAGAAAGAAAGACAUAAACAUCUUGGAUGACAUGGGGGUGAGUAAAUUAUCAGGAAAUUUUAAUUCUGAACUGAACUAAUCCUUUAAUUAUGGACAACAGGAUUUAUAUAUGUAGCCUUUGGCAUUUAUUUUAUUGGUAAACAGAUAAAUGCAUCUCAUAAAAUCUGUUCAGAAAUGUAUAAAACAAGUACAGCUGUAACAGUGUUUUUGCUGUUUUCUGGACUGCACAAACACAGAUGAUGAUCAUAUUAUGUGUUUGAAAUGUUCAGCAUUGCACAGUGUGAUCUUGCUCAUAUAUCUUUGAGUUUAGAAGGCAUGUUUGAGCAGUACACUAGUAUCGCACCCUCCUCACAGGCUGCGUGUGGCUCAAGGACAGAAGCGCAGGAGAGCGUCUCAGUGAAGGGAUUUACUGCAGCACUGAGUCAUAAACCUCACCACACCGACAGAUGCUGCUCUGUUCCUCCUCCAGCUCAUUUCAACAUCCAAUAAAUCACUCAGAAACUGAAGAAACUAUGUGGAUCAGGACGGAACUGCAAUAGAAAAACCACAUGAGCGACAUCUCUUCUCUUCUCUGAUGACGAGGGUGGGGCAACCUGUCACUCACAUGAGAUCCACCAAUAGCAAACCACAACCAUCCAAUCAAUUCCCCACGGACAAAAUCAAGCCCCGCCCUACAUUUGUUCUUGUUCCAGAAGCCGUUUCACCUGGAUAUAUGUCACAAUAGUGAAGAAAAGACAAGCGCAACUUCCCUUUCAUGAUGACUUUAACAUGUGAACUGGUCUUUACACACUCUAAACACUCCAGUUGUAAUUUCAAUGUUCAUUUUCUCCUAAGUGGAUGAUGGAUUGUCAUGAAAACUGGGACCAAUCUUCUUUCGUUCUCAUGUUUCCUGAUCCUGAAUGAAGUACAGUAUAGCUAAGUCUUUUCUUUUUUUCUUCAAAUGCCAAAAUAUACUCCCAAAUGUACUUGAAGGGGCAAGAAAAUACAUUUCCUGUUUUAAAAUACAUGAAUGUAAGACUGAUGGAUUUAUGUAGCUCUCUCAUCUGAGCUUGUGUAGAUCAUUCUCCGUCUUCUGUUCAGCAACACAAAACAUACAUAUGCAACAGAGGAAAUAAAACACACUCCUCUGCAUUCAUGCCAUGUAUUUCACAGCGCUGUCAGGAACGAGACUAUUUUUAGCAUCCCUAAUGUGAAUCGCUCGAACCUGUUGAGGUGAUUCUUCAGGAGAGAUGAGACAGGUGUGAGAACAGGUGAGAAAUCCCAGACUAACACACCUGCACACAUACUGUACGAUUCAGUGUCUUUAUGUGAGAAAUGAAGACUUCUGGAUGGUUUAUGCUUCUCAUGAUCCUAUAGAAAGUCUGAAAUUCUGUACAAAACUGAAAUUUAGUUUUAGUUUUGAUUAGCUCUUUGUUUGCAGAGUAUAAUGUGCAGAAGAUGUGCCUGAAGCCUUCCUUUUGUGUCAUUAUUUCAGAGUUUGCAUGACUGCACUAUUAUUCUAUUAUGUGGAAAAGAGUUGUAAUAAACAAUAAGUCCAAUUGUUUGACAGGUGCAGUUUAAUAUAUCUUAGCUGAAAAAUCAUUGAUUGAUAUGUUUGUUUGUUCGUUCAUUUAUUUGUUGGCUGUUAUGCAGGGAGAGGCUAGAAAACACAAAAUGGAACGUGUAAACAAAAUAAAUCAUCUUGAUUUACCAAACAAAUGUUAUUUAAAUGUUAAAUGCUUAGAAAUAUGUUGAGAUCACACUUUAUUUAAAGGUUACACUUGUACUUAAUGUAGUAAUAACUGUAAAUUAUGAAUAAUUACAAGCAACUACACUAAAAAUGUUUUACAAGAAAAUAUUUUAGUUUUUCUACCUUUAAUUCAAUGUGUUACUUGUUGAUUCUUUGUCAUUUUUGUGAGAUUUACUAGCAAUGUAUGAGUGAAAAUUACCAUAUUUUUUAUCAUCUUUAAACCAAACAUGUAGUGAUUGAACCUGCUGUUAAACAUGAACAGGUUUUACGGUAGAAUUUUUACAGUUACAAUCAUUUUUUUAACGAAGUCAAGUGUAACUGCAGAUCAUCCUUUCAUCCUGAAACACUGCAUCAAGAUAUGUCUGCACAUGGACUCUUCUUCAAUUUUUGAGAAUGACUUAUCAGAACAUGGUUUCAUCUUCAUCGUUUCCAUCCGUGACCCGAAGGACGACGAUAAAUCAACAUGAGCGUGUGUGUCAUGCAGGUCAGAUCAGAUAAAUGACUGACCACCAUGAUCUGUAACAGCUCAGCAUACACUGGGACAGAAAAAUGAUUUUUCAAAAGUUGUAAAUAAAACAAAGAUUAUUGGAGUAUGUUUUACGAGAUAGUAGUUCAGUUUAUCUACUUCAAAAUCUCACAUUCAAUUCAAUGUGUUGCUUGCUGUUUUUUAUAAUUGUGAAAUUCUCUAUCAAUUUCAUUAACACUAUAUUUUACAGUGUCAUUGUUACAUGUUACAUGCAGUUACUGUAGUAAUAACUGUAAAUUAUGCAUAAUUACAUGCAACUAACCCUAAACCAAACCGUAAUCCUACACCUAACCCUAUAGUAAGUACAUGUAGUUAAUUAAUAUUACUCAGUACUUAAAUGUAUAAUUACACUGUAACAAGGACGUCUUAAAAAAAGUGUAACUUUUGUUUUAGGUUACACUUUAUUUUAACAGUGUAAUUACAUAAAUAAGUACAGCGGUAUAUAUAGGAAAACUGUAAUAGAUCUAACCUUACAUGUUAUGGCAUUUUACAGUAAAAUGCUAUUAAAUGUACUAUUUUUAGAACUCAUAAUUACAGUGAAAACUAACAUUCCCAGAAUUCCCAGUGUGACACUUCUUCAUUUUAUCAUUUAUGUACAUUAGGCUUUUGUUUCAUCUUAUGUUGUGAAAUGAAUGUGUGCUACAUUAUUUUAGUGUCACGUGUGUUAUGAUGGUGUUUUGACACUGUGUGCAUCUUUUGUAUAUACUAGUGUCUUUCUCUUUAUCACAGUGUUAUUAUGAUGGAUGUCAGACUAAGUUAAAAGAUCUAAAACAAAUAGCAACAUGUCCAUUUUACAGGUUGUUCUGUAGAUAUGUUUACUUUUUUUCUGGUAUUUUUUUUUCUUUUUUUUUCUCAGAAUUAUUCCACCAACCACAGCUGCCAUUUUUUUUUUUUUUUUUUGCCUGUAAAAAGAAAACAAGAUUCAUUUUUUUCUUACAAUGAAGUUCAAGAGCAGCCCGUGGAUUGAGCUCCGCGUGUGAAUCGCGUCUGCCUCGCGCUGCUGCUGCUCGGAGAUCCGCGCUCUUGUCAAUCAGCAGAAUUACGAGGCUCGCACUGCGCAGGCGUGAUCCAGUCUGAGCCGCGCGAGCUCGAGGCCAGUCUCUUUCCCCGUCUCUCCCGUUCUCAAGCUCUCCCGCCGGACAUGCCUCUGCACCACCUGCGGAUCGCGCGUCUCUCCGGCGCGUGAAUGGCCCUCGCGCCAUGGACGAAAUGCCGUUCCAGAAAGUCAAGACCCGGCGCCGGAGAAGCCACUGUCCGCCCGGGGUCAUCGCGUGCGAGGACGAGUUCGACUGCAAGGAGCUCGAGUCGCUCUUCCACAACUACAACCUGAGGCUCGAGCAGACCUCCACGCUGAAGGCGCUGUCCGUGCUCAUCCUGCUGUCCUCCGGCCUCAGCCUGCUGGAGCUGCUGCUGUCCGGCGCCAGCCUCACCAUCGCCAAGGGCUCGUACCCGGUGCACUUCGUCGUCUUCAUCUCGCUCUUCAUCGUCACCAACGUCAAGUACCUGCAGGUGACCCAGCUGCAGCAGAUCGCGCACCUGAGCCUGUUCUUCAGCUUCACCUUCUCGGUGCUGUGCUGCCCGUUCCCGCACGUGUCGGGCGCCGCGGGUCCGGAGCAGGGCGUGUGGCAGCUGCUGCUGCUGACGUUCGUGGCGUACGCGCUGCUGCCCGUGCGGACGCUGCUGGCGCUGCUCUUCGGGCUGCUGGUGUCCGUGUCGCACACGAUCGUCACAGCCACGUCGGUGACGGCGAAGACGCAGCGGCUGUGGAGAGCGCUGGUGGCGAACACACUGCUCUUCACCAGUGUCAAUCUGUCCGGUCUGUUCGUGCGCAUCCUGACGGAGCGAGCGCAGCGGAAAGCCUUUCUACAGGCCCGAAACUGCAUCGAGGAGCGACUGCGCAUGGAGGACGAGAACGAGAAGCAGGAGCGUCUGUUGAUGAGUCUGCUGCCCAGGAACGUGGCCAUGGAGAUGAAGGAAGACUUCCUCAAACCACCAGAGAGGAUCUUCCACAAGAUUUACAUCCAGCGGCAUGACAAUGUCAGCAUCUUAUUUGCGGACAUCGUGGGCUUCACGAGUCUGGCGUCGCAGUGCACGGCGCAGGAGCUGGUCAAGCUGCUCAACGAGCUCUUCGGCAAGUUCGACGAGCUGGCCACGGAGAAUCACUGCAGGAGAAUCAAGAUUCUGGGCGACUGCUACUACUGUGUGUCUGGACUGACUCAGCCCAAAACAGACCACGCACACUGCUGCGUGGAGAUGGGCCUGGACAUGAUCGACACCAUCACAUCGGUGGCUGAAGCCACAGAGGUGGAUCUGAACAUGCGUGUGGGUCUGCACACGGGACGCGUGCUCUGUGGGGUGUUGGGCCUCAGGAAGUGGCAGUAUGACGUGUGGUCCAAUGACGUGACGCUGGCCAACAUGAUGGAGGCUGGUGGACUGCCUGGGAAGGUGCACAUCACACGCGCAACACUGGAAUGUCUGAAUGGAGAUUAUGAGGUGGAGCCGGGGAACGGCCGCGAGAGACACGCAUUCCUGCUCAAACAUGACAUCGAGACCUUCUUCAUAGUGCCAUCUCACCGCAGGAAGAUUUUUCCUGGUCUGAUCCUGUCAGACAUCAAACCUGCCAAAAAGAUGAAGUUCAAGACCGUGUGUUACUUACUGGUGCAGCUCAUGCACUGCCGCAAGAUGUUCAAGGCUGAGAUUCCCUUCUCCAACGUCAUGAACUGUGAGGACGGUGACAAGAGGAGGGUUCUCCGCUCCGCACCGGAGAAGCUAAGGAACCGCACAUCGACGUCGGCCAACGCCGCUCAGAGCAGCCCGGGGACACGCGUCAACCGCUACAUCAGCCGUCUGAUCGAGGCCCGGCAGACGGAGUCCGACACGGCUGACCUGAACUACCUCACGCUCAUGUACAGAGACUCUGAGCGAGAGCGCCGGUAUCAUCAGCUGAAUGACGAGUACUUCACUGGCGCUGUCGUUCUGUCUCUCGUCCUUGCUGCUCUGUUCGGCAUCAUCUACCUUCUCAUCAUACCACAGGGGACUGUUGUGCUGGUGCUGCUGGUCUUCUGCAUCUGUUUUCUAGUCGUGUGUAUCAUGUACCUGCACAUCACUAGAGUUCAGUGUUUUCCAGGGUGCCUCACCAUACAGAUCCGGACCGUUCUGUGUGUGUUCAUAGUGCUCUUAAUAUACGCUGUGGCUCAGGCCUAUGUGGUGGGUUGUAUGCCAUGGCUUUGGCCCACCAACUCCACGCGCUCCAUCGUGAUCAUUGACGUGGCCAGAGGCCUGAACCGCACCAUGGCCGAACUCCCAUGUGAAGGUGCCCAGUACGCCUUCCUGUCCUGCGUAGUGGGGACGCUGACUAUGGCGCUCUUCCUGCGAGUGUCCUGGCUGCCCAAAGUGAUCCUGUUACUGCUGGUGGUGGUGCUGUACAUCACCAUACUGGAGCUCAGUGGAUUGCGAUACACUUCAGGAUGGGGGUUGCUGAGUUUUCGUGGUCUGGAGCCCAUCAUCUCUCUGCUGCUCUUCUCCACCGCUCUGGCCCUUCACUCCAGACAGAUGGACCUCAAACUACGGCUCGACUUCCUCUGGGCCACUCAGGCCGAGGAGGAAAGAGACGGCAUGGAGAAAGUCAAACUGGACAACAAGAGGAUUCUCUUCAACCUGCUGCCAGUUCACGUGGCACAACACUUCCUGCUGUCCAACCCCAGAAACAUGGAUCUGUAUUACCAGUCCUAUGCUCAGGUGGGGGUGCUGUUUGCCUCCAUUCCCAACUUCAAUGACUUCUACAUCGAGCUGGAUGGAAACAACAUGGGUGUGGAGUGUCUGCGACUGCUCAACGAGAUCAUUGCUGACUUCGAUGAGCUCAUGGACAAAGAGUGCUACAAGGACAUCGAGAAGAUCAAGACCAUCGGCAGCACGUACAUGGCAGCGGUGGGGCUGGUGCCCACCAUUGGGACCAAGGCAAAGAAAUCUCCUGCUGCCCACUUGAGCACCAUAGCAGACUAUGCCAUUGAAAUGUUUGACGUUCUUGAUGAAAUCAACUAUCAGUCAUAUAAUGAUUUUGUCUUGAGAGUGGGUAUUAAUGUGGGUCCAGUAGUAGCAGGGGUGAUCGGGGCUCGACGGCCACAGUAUGACAUCUGGGGGAACACGGUGAACGUCGCCAGCCGAAUGGACAGCACGGGGGUCCCAGGGAAGAUCCAGGUGACAGAUGACGUCUACCGUAUGCUUCAGACGGACUAUGAUCUGGUGUGUCGUGGCAAUGUCAGCGUGAAAGGCAAAGGUCAGAUGCUCACGUACUUUCUGGAGGGCAAAGCGCAGGACGCCGGUAACAGAGCGCCGCAUCACACCGGUGGCCUGGAGCGCAGGGUUCACGCCAUCGCCCGCACCAGCAGCACGCAGGCCAAGGCCGGCAGCAGCUUGUCUGUGUCCUCGGGCUUCGCUGCCAGGGUGGGCAUGGGCAGUACUCAAGGGACGCACGGUCACAGCUCCAAUGUGCCUUCAGUCGGAGAAGAGGAGGAGACCAAAGAGGAGGAGGUGUAGGAAUCACGUCUGCAGGUGGAACGAAUCAACUGUGUCUUCCCUUUGUACCCAGCUAUCAAUAAUAUAUUCCAAGAACGUUUUGCUAAUGUUCCCUUUAAGAUUUUUUUUUUCUGAAUGUUCCCUUAUAAUAUCCAGUUUUUUAAAUGUUUUAAAAACAUUUUUUUCUUUUCUUGGUUAUGCGAAUGUUAAUGGAACAUUCCAUUUGAUCAUUCUUCAAACAUUGUGGGAACGUUACUUUUGAAUGUUCUCUGAACGUUCUGAAAUUAGUAAUAUUUAAAACGUUAGACAAACGUCCAACUAAAACUAAAACGUUCCAUGAACGAUGUAUAAAUAAUGCUAAUGUUUUGAGAACAUUAUUAAAGACCAGAUACCUUUAAACGAACAUUCUGUUAACGUUACUGGAAGAACGUUUGUUCAUAACUUUGAGAGAACCUUGCCAGAACGUUCCCUGUUAGCUUCGGUAAGCAUUACAAUUCUCAUCUGAUUUACCUUUUCAUAACGAUUCUUCACUUCAUGCUCUUUUAAAGACUUUCCACCAUCACAUCAUAUCCUCCUGGAUAAAUUCAUUUCUUUCCCACUCAAGUCAUUGAAGUUGAUGGGCUGUGAAUGUCCACAUAAUCAUAAAGACGUGAAUGCUCUUUGAAACACGAAGGAUUCUGCGGCACUGCGGGAACAUUCAAAGCCUCAAGUGAUCUUUUGCAAGGCGCCGUUUUUUUAUGCAUCCUAAGCCAACAUCUUAUAUGAACUGUACAUACUAGAUGUCCAUACAGUUAGAUUUUGUGUAUUUUUUUGUAUUAAACUCUCCAGUGCAUUUGAAUGAAUGUGAUAGUGUGUGCGUGAGACACAUUUAUAACAGAUAGACGGCAAUAGAACAAGCACAUGCUCUGCAUCUGAACAAACAGUGCACUAGAUUUUUUUAUUCAUUUUCUCAUAACCUUCAUCUUCAUCACAUGACACACGUUUCUAAAGGUUAAUACUCUCCGAUGUUAAUGACACAUUUAUACCUGCACUCUGAUUUAAUAAUAAUAAUAAUAAUACAAUACAAAAAGUUAUCUGAUGCUUCCAAAGCCUUACAUUAGGAUACAUUCACCCAGUUUCACAGAUGAGGCUUAAACUAGUCCUAGACUAAAAUGCAUGUUUGAGCUGUUUUAACUGUAAGCAACUUGUACUGACAUGUCUUAAAAUAUGUCAGUGCCAUUGUUUUGUCUCAAGAAGCACAUCAGUAAUGUUUUUUUCUUGGGUAUGUAUAUAAAAGCUACUUAAAUACCCUAAUUAAACUAAGGCCUAAUCCUGGCUUAAUCUAAGCCCUGUCUGUGAAACCGGGCCAGAGAGUUUAUAUGUUUAAGUACACAUUGUUUCAAAGCAGUGUGUGUAUAUAGAACAAGAGAAAUCAGGGAGUUUAAUAGCAGCCUAAAGAAAGCUUCAUCAUCAUCAUCAUCAUCAUCAUCGGCUGCAGUCACACUGACAGACUGUUCUAACACUAUAAACUACAAUCUGACAUUUAUAUUCAUACAUACAGUUGGGUUCACAAAGUCUGAUGUUAUACUGAAAAGGCUUCAGUUUCACAUUUUUUCUAAUUUAAAGGAUUAGUUCACCUGAUAAUUUACUCUCGUCCAUGUCAUCCAAGAUGUUCAUGUCUUUCUGUCUUCAGAUGAAA
Ctenopharyngodon idella (grass carp) is the source of this 8605-nucleotide messenger RNA. RefSeq names its product adenylate cyclase 1b (gene adcy1b). Gene Ontology annotation, biological process: adenylate cyclase-activating G protein-coupled receptor signaling pathway; cAMP biosynthetic process; intracellular signal transduction. The record is from RefSeq and is a predicted model, not a curated record. Bases 3613 to 6948 code for a protein of 1111 amino acids. NCBI's taxonomy places the organism in Eukaryota, Metazoa, Chordata, Actinopteri, Cypriniformes, Xenocyprididae. Gene Ontology annotation, cellular component: plasma membrane. The transcript has 21 exons. Gene Ontology annotation, molecular function: adenylate cyclase activity.